Glarea lozoyensis ATCC 20868 is the source of this 3621-nucleotide messenger RNA. Its product is annotated as Protein kinase-like (PK-like). Gene Ontology annotation, molecular function: ATP binding; protein kinase activity. The transcript has 2 exons. NCBI's taxonomy places the organism in Eukaryota, Fungi, Ascomycota, Leotiomycetes, Helotiales, Helotiaceae. Gene Ontology annotation, biological process: protein phosphorylation. The record is from RefSeq and is a predicted model, not a curated record. The coding region runs from base 1 to 3621 and encodes 1206 amino acids.
AUGUCGUACUCCAAUGGUGGCGGCGGCACUCUGACGCUACCUUCUCCCACGCAUGUCCACCAUGUUGAUGUCACUUCCGCGGUGAGAUCUCUUCGACGUUCGCUCUCGCGAUCACCCUCCAAAUUCAACUUGGUCAAGAAGUCACCAAGCUCAUCUCCGAAAUCACCACUUUCGCCAUCUCCAAAAUCACCACCUAAACGCGCCUCAUCUAACCCUACCAUAUUCACCGGCUUUAGCAAUCCUCCUCAUACGCCAUCUCCACUAGCCGUACCAUUUCCACCUAGUGCGAAACUCGCGCUGCGCUCAUCCGGGCGCUCCAAGACUGCUCCCAUCCGACCUGCUUCUCGCCGGACGUCUCCCAAGAGCCCCAUGAAGCGCGCUCUGAACCAAGGCCCCGAUACUGGCAACACAGCCCCUCCAGUCUUAACAACCUGGACCGCUGGCGGCCAGGAGAACAGUAGAAGCCCCAUCGAAGGAAAGGGCUUCGAACGCAGUAAUAGAAUGUCAUUGAAUCUGGAUUCAACGGGACCCAUUAACCAUGCAUUAUCGCGACUAGGUGGUGAGGGAUGCAGCGAUAACCCAGGACUUUCAACUUCGAGCCCCCUCAAAAGGAGUGAUGCCAUUAUGAACCUCGACCAGGCAAGCUUAGGUAGCCCUGUUGCGAAGAGGAGGAGUCUGCACGGGUCAGCCAAUUUUGGUCACGAUUUCAAUGUCUUUGAUCAUGGGCCACCUGUUACAUCUACACCACAAUUCGAGAUUCAUGACGAUUCAACUCCUGAAUAUGAGCUUUCGACGGCAUCGAUCACAACUGACAGUGCAUCCGCAUUUACCUCCAUGCCGCGACGAUCAUCCUCUUUGCGCAAAUCCACCUUACAGCAGCGCCAUGGAGAAAAGACGUCCUGGGGCAGAAGGCAUGCCGCGCAGGUCCUAGCAGCUCAACAAGCAGCAGCUGCUGCUGCUGCCGCCUCAAAUACUUCAAAAGCAUCCCCAGAAAUGUCUACACCGGCCCCAGUAAAGAACCGACCACGUCUGUCAUUAGACCAGUUUAUGCCUCCAAUGCCGCGGGAUAGUCCAUUCUCAUCGCAAGGUAACCUGCCGUCGGCUUCAAUGCAUAUGGUAAACCCACCAACUCACCAACCACAUCCUCUCUCACGAACCAUGACCACCUCGUCUUCCAACUCCAGUCUGCUUGACGAGUCACCUACACACGUCCCAGUCAACUUUGGCGAGCAACCUAGACCCAAACUGGAUUUCUCAAAAUCCCUGCCGGCAGGUUCCUUGAGACCGUUCAAUUUCGACGUUUCUUCGGGGCAUGAUGAUUCAGAAACAUUUUCUACCCCUCAGAAUUAUAAAUCGGCAAAGCCACUUCCAGCUGCCUUCAUGUCCACUGGCCUGAUUUCCAAGGUGAACCGUCAUCCUGAGGACGAGCCCAAGAUCUCUCGGGGAGGCAAAGGAAACAUGCCAGAUACUCCAUGUAAAAAGCACAACAACAUCUUUGCCACGUAUCCUCAAAAUCUGUCCGGCAGCGCUAUUGCAAAGGCGCGACACAUCAGACACUCCUUCGGCAACCCGUCUACCCCGUUCAACCCGCAUGGUUCUGGAAGUGCGAGUGCUUUUGGCAGUGGUAAUGGUGUUUUCGGUGGUGGCUUCAAGGGGCUCACUAGACGUGGAAGCUUUCUCAGUGUCGAUGGCGAUGAAGACGGAUCACCUGACGCCAAAUUGGAUAGUCAAGGCUCUGAUUUCGAGCUGCCACCGACUCCUACCAAGCAGACUCUUUCCGGGUCUACACCUUACAGCAAUAAUGGCAGUCCAAGUAAUCACCGCCGCUUAUCGGCUUCCAUGUCUACCGUGGGAUAUGGUCUCUCCAAAAAACUAACCAGAACAAGCAGUAAGUUAAUUCUUUCAGCCAGUCCGAUUCAGCAAGAUGCAGAGGACAGUGAUGCGUCGAUGGACAUGAACGAUUCUCCGACACCAGCGUAUGCAGAUUUCAACGCGAACGAUUUCAUGUCCACGCCAUCAUUUAGAAACUCGCGAAUGCAUAAAAGAAAUUCAACGUUGCACUCUCCAACGCCGUUGAAGAUGACGAAAUCUCUUACUGUCUCAUGUCUCACCCCAUCUAGAAAGCCCGGUUUUGCUAAACUUAGUCACGUUGCUCCAGCGAGUCCGCUGGGACGUAUAGAUUUCCUCGAGCGAUUAUCACCUCGCACUCCUAUCGAUGGGAUAUUGCCACCUGAUCCAAGUGGUUUAUCUAUCUCGAACUCUCGAAGUUACGAUGCUUCCACCUCCGCUAACCGGUCUUCGAUGCCUCCUCCUGCUACCCCCACCGCGGGUCGUGGCUACUUUCCGCAAAUCGGUGCUAGACGUCUCAGCAUGACACCCGUUAGCAAGUUCCCGGCCGCUGAUGUCGAUGAAUCAAUUGCAACCCGAUUUGAAAAGGUUGAAUUGGUCGGAAGUGGAGAGUUCUCGCACGUCUAUCGUGUAGUUCAAACUGCUCCAUUGACCGCAGCAUUCGCCCAGCCAUUUUUCUUCGGCGGUUCUGGUUCACCUUCGCAAAGCCGAACUCCUCCUACGCCAAUGUCUGAACGUGUCUUUGCGGUGAAGAAGGCUCGACAACCUUAUCUAGGUAACCGAGAUCGACAAAAGAAGUUACAAGAGGUCGAGGUGCUCAAGGCGCUUGGUCAAUCUGAUCAUGUAGUGCGCUUCAUUGAUAGCUGGGAAGACAAGAGCUACCUCUAUAUCCAAACCGAAUUUUGUGAAGAGGGCAGUCUUGACGUAUUUAUCAGCCAGUUGGGCCGUAAAGGAAGGUUGGAUGAUUUCCGCAUCUGGAAAGUCAUGCUUGAGAUCAGCCAAGGAUUGCGAUAUAUUCAUGAUUCUGGUUUUAUUCAUUUGGACAUAAAGCCUGCGAACAUCUUGAUUACCUUCGAAGGUGUUCUUAAAAUUGGAGAUUUUGGCAUGGCAACCUCUUGGCCUGCUCAGCCGGGUAUUGAAGGAGAAGGUGACCGCGAGUACAUUGGACCUGAGAUUCUCAGAGGACAAUUCGACAAACCUGCCGACAUCUUUGCUUUGGGUCUGAUGCUUGUCGAGAUUGCUGCUAAUGUUCAACUGCCCGACAAUGGUGUCAUUUGGCAACGUCUUCGCUCUGGCGACAUGAGCGACAUUCCAAGCCUUACUUUCAGCAGUGUCACUGGCAAUCUUCGAGAUGCUACCGGAGUCCCUGUUCAAGAUGAAAGUGACAUCACCAUGGAUUCUUACACCAGCGACGAUGAUAUCGAGGUUGACUUUGGGUCCCCCAGCAUGGCAUGCAAGAAAAGAAGCUUUGUUACCUCCAGCAAGUCACUCUCACACGACCCUGGAAACCUAUUUGGAUCUGGACGACGAGGUGAACUCCACGAAGCCCCAGACUUCAUGAUGAAUCGAUUCAACGAGCACUCUCUCGACAACAUCGUGCAGGGGAUGAUUUCGGAAAAUCCUCAAGAUCGGCCAACAGCCCAGCAAAUCUUGGAUUGCCUUGGUGUGCAAUGGGUUGAUUCCCGCCGUCGUGCUGGUGCAACCGUAUUUGAAGGCAAUUGGGGACCAGCUGAUGAGGUGCUGGCGGAUGAUGCGGAAAUGAUGGAUGUUUGA